This is a messenger RNA of Pochonia chlamydosporia 170, 1659 nucleotides long. Its product is annotated as MFS transporter. Gene Ontology annotation, cellular component: membrane. Lineage: Eukaryota; Fungi; Ascomycota; Sordariomycetes; Hypocreales; Clavicipitaceae. Gene Ontology annotation, biological process: transmembrane transport. The coding region runs from base 1 to 1659 and encodes 552 amino acids. Gene Ontology annotation, molecular function: transmembrane transporter activity. The record is from RefSeq and is a predicted model, not a curated record. The transcript has 2 exons.
AUGGCACAGCCAGACUCCAAGUCAGGUUCUGCUCACGACGAGCAUCAGCCCAGUGUCGAUGAUGGCCCUAUUAAGAAUGCCAUGCCGACAGAUCAACUAAAACACGCUGACCGGGCUUUGGCCCUCAUCGGCAGCGGACAAGUCGAGCUGACUGAAGAAGACAGUCAGCGCAUCUGCCGCAAGACAGACAAGGUCAUCCUGUCUAUUCUUGUCUGGGUGUAUUUCCUACAAAUCCUCGACAAAUCCGUUCUCGGAUACGGCGCUACCUACGGGCUCAAAACUGAUACCCAUCUGACUGGUAACCAAUACUCGCUGGUUGGAUCCAUUGCACCCAUUGCCCAGCUAGCCUGGCAACCAUUUUCCUCCUUCUUGAUCGUCAAGGUGCCGCAUCGCAUCCUCAUGCCUACCCUCUGUUUGGGAUGGGGCAUCGCACAAGCUUGCAUGGCUGCGAGCCACAACUUCGCAAGUCUGAUGGCUUCUCGCUUCUUCCUCGGGCUCUUUGAGGCAGGUUGCUUGCCAUUGUUCAGCGUUAUCACAAGUCAGUGGUACAGACGUGCCGAGCAGCCGAUUCGAGUUGCUGCAUGGUAUGGCACGAAUGGAGCAGCUACCAUUAUUGCUGCCGCUCUGUCUUAUGGACUGGGUCAUAUUAAAUCAGAUCUGCUCAAGGAGUGGCAAAUCAUCUUCCUCUUUGUCGGCCUCGUCACCAUCGUCUCCGCACCUUUUGUCUACUGGAAACUCGACAACGACAUCUCAUCUGCUCGAUUCCUCACUGAGCAUGAAAAGGCGCAGGCUAUCGAGCGGCUCCGAGCAAACCAGACUGGUACUGGUAGCCGAGAGUUCAAGUGGCGACAUCUUCUCGAAGCUGCUUUGGAGCCCAAAACCUACCUGUGGAUUGCUAUGGCGCUGCUUUUGAAUGUCGGUGCCAGCGUCACCAACACAUUUGGCCCUCUUAUCCUGAACGGUCUCGUUUCCGACAAGUACAUGACCAGUCUGCUCAACAUGCCCUUUGGCGCGGUCCAGAUUAUCGUCAUCUUGCUGGCCAGUUUCCUGGCUCAGAAGGCACGUCUCAAGGGAGCCAUCCUGAUGGUCUUUAUGCUUCCCGUCGUCGCUGGUCUGGCUGUCCUGUACUCUGUACCCCGAGGGGAUUCUGCAAAGGCAGCCUUGUUGGUUGGAUACUACCUCCUCGCAUUCCUCUUCGGAGGAAACCCUCUCAUCGUCACAUGGAUUGUCGGAAACACCGCCGGAACAACCAAGAAGUCUGCCAUAAUGAGCGUUUACAACGCCGCCAGCUCAGCCGGUAACAUUAUCGGCCCCCUUCUCUUCAACGACAAGGACGCCCCCGAGUACAAGCCUGGUCUGAGGGCUUGCCUGGGUAUCUUUGUGGCUCUUGUAGCUGUUGUCAUGAUCCAGUGGGCAAAUUUGAUGUUGCUCAACAAGUUGCAGGAGAAGAAGCGUGUGCGAAACGGAAAGAAGGCGAAGAUGGUUGAUCACUCCAUGGAGACGACCUACCACUCCAUGGCUGAGACUACUGAGGAGCCCAUCGUCGCGCAGGAGAGUGCAGCUGGAACUGUAGAGUACGGCGGCGAGGCUCGCACUGGAGAACAGGCGUUUAUGGACCUUACGGACCGUCAGAAUGACGAGUUUAUCUACAUUUAUUAA